Trypanosoma conorhini is the source of this 363-nucleotide messenger RNA. RefSeq lists its product as uncharacterized. The transcript has a single exon. The record is from RefSeq and is a predicted model, not a curated record. The coding region runs from base 1 to 363 and encodes 120 amino acids. NCBI's taxonomy places the organism in Eukaryota, Euglenozoa, Kinetoplastea, Trypanosomatida, Trypanosomatidae.
AUGUGGACGGGGGGGUGGACUGCGUGCUGCUGCCUGCUCCUCCUUCCAGCCUUCUCCCUGUGGACGCUGCGAGCGGGGUUUGACUACCAUGGGGCAACGCUGUGCUUCCUCAACAUGCUGGUGGCAUUGUUCGCCGCGUGUGCCCUGUGGCUGCACUCCGAGAGACUGGCUCAGAAGUAUAUCAAGUAUGCGCUGCACCACUGCAGUCGUGGGGAUGAAGCGCGUGGUCUCGCUGCCGGUGUUUCCCGCGUAUCACCUGUGUUGCCCGCGGUGCUAUCACUGGUAAUGUUUCUGUAUGCAUUUUGGCAUGUCGUCGCAGCGGUGCUAUUUCUGCUCGUAGAAACCGGAAUCUGGAGGCGUUAA